Messenger RNA from Triticum aestivum (bread wheat), 2655 nucleotides. Its product is annotated as coatomer subunit beta'-2. The transcript is spliced from 14 exons. Lineage: Eukaryota; Viridiplantae; Streptophyta; Magnoliopsida; Poales; Poaceae. Gene Ontology annotation, cellular component: COPI vesicle coat. Bases 682 to 2199 code for a protein of 505 amino acids. The record is from RefSeq and is a predicted model, not a curated record. Gene Ontology annotation, molecular function: protein binding. Gene Ontology annotation, biological process: retrograde vesicle-mediated transport, Golgi to endoplasmic reticulum; intracellular protein transport; endoplasmic reticulum to Golgi vesicle-mediated transport.
CCGAGUACCGGUGCGUGUCAGAGCCGGCCGGAGCAUACGCGGUCGCUCCCGGGGCCGCUGGGCCGCGGCCACCUCCGACCGUACCGGCGUCGUCCCCUUCCCCGCCCACGCGUUCCUUCCCCGCCACUAAGCCGUCGCUACCCCUGCAGCACGGCGUCUGCAAGUGCACACCACCUCCUCUCGCGCUCGCAGGAGCCGCCCCAACGCAAGCGCUACAGGACGUUCUGUAGAUGGAGACUCGCUCCAGUGUCGUACGCAUCCAAAUCGGCUGGCCGCACAUUCGCCGGGGCGUUCAGCCACCGGAGCACGACGGGCUCUGUUGUAUCCUGCGCAAAAUCCUACACCAUCUUACUGCCGAUUUACAAGAGAAGCACCUGGACUUUGAGCCUGAGGUUGUGAUCAUAUUGUUGGACUGAAAAAGCAGUUCCAGAUCGUGUUCUGACUUCUGAGUCCACGUGCAGGACAGGCUAAUUUGGUAGGUGCGCCCUUCUUUGCUUGAAUGCUCAUCUUCAUGGUAUGAGUUCAGUUUCUGCAAGCCUCCAACAAACAACCUCUGUUUCACCAUAUAUCAUUUUCUGGUCAAUGCACUUGAUUGAGUUGAAUCUGAACUCCAAGAUAGCCUGGUUCCAAGUUUUGUACUACUAGUUUGUGGUCUGGAAUUUGCCUAAAGCAACAAGAUAUAUGGAGCAUAGUGGACUGGAGAGUAUGCAUGCUGGAAGAGAGAAAGCAACAAAUUUACCAUGCGCAAGUUUGGAGAACAUCAUGGAAGAUUCAUCUUAUGAGCGAAUAAAUAGCCAGGGUGUAUCUCGGCGUGUUUACAAGGUGAUUACAGGGUCCUGCGAGGCACUUGACGUCCAUCCACUCGAACUCCGCUUUCCUUUGGAUUACAACGCGUUAAUCCCGUUCCCGUGCCCGCUUCACCUAACAAAUAACACAGAUGAACAAGUGGCAUUUAAACUUAAGCCAAAGAGAGGGAUAUAUUCAUGCUUCCGUAAUAUUCCACUGUAUGGUGUUGUGCCGCAGCGGUCUACUUACACUCUCAUUGUGAUAAUGACACCGCCGGCUAAGCUGUCAGAAGAUACAGAUUUUGAUCUGAUCCUGCAGAGUAUUAAAUUUGGGGAGGGUAUCAUCCAAGGCCAAUGUAAUGACCGAUUUUUUGAGGCAGCCAAAGAGGUGGGCACUGUGAUGCAUGAGGUGACAUUAAAAGCUGUUUCUGCUCCACAAGGAGAGACAAUAUAUAAGCACACCAUCCCACCUGUAAUGAAGGUCAUAUCUGUAGAAAGAGCUCGUCAGGAGCUGUAUUCCAUAGAUGCAAAUCCAGAAAAGUCAUGGAUUAUAAUAGGUCAUUCCGGUGGAUAUGUCCGUAUAUGGGACUAUGUCACACAGAGAUGGAGGGGUCCAAUACAAAUCUCUAGGGGCCCACUUGACUGCAUUAAAUUUAUUGCUCGAAAGCAAUGGUUUGUGGCUGGGUCCUCUGAUGGUAUCCAUGUACAAGAGGAAGCAAUAAAAAAGAAGAAAAUCCAGAGAUUCAGAGCUCGUGUUAGCUCUGUCACAUCACUGGCCGUUCAUCCAACCAAGCCGUAUGUGCUUUCAUCAUCCUAUGGCGGACUGAUAAAGCUUUGGGACUGGGACAAGGGAUGGGAAUGCAUAACAACAUUUGAAGGGGAACACUCUGAUGUUGUAUGUCAACUCGCAUUUAAUCCAAAUGACACAAGCAGUUUCGCUAGUGUGUCGAACGAUCGCACAAUAAAGGUUUGGGGUCUUGAUUCACCCAAAUCCCAUUACACUCUGUCUGGCCAUUCAGAUAAUGUGAAAUGCCUUGAUUUCUUCACACGUGAUGAUGGGCAAUAUUUGAUUACUGGUUCUGUUGAUAAUACUGCCAAGAUAUGGGACUUGCAGAAAAAGACGUGCAUUCUUACACUGGAAGUUUUUAGGUCUCCAGUCAUUUAUGUCUUCUCCCAUCCCAAUCUUCCAGUUCUAAUUACAGGUACAAGAAAUGGCAUCAUUUAUUUGUGGAGCUCCACCGAUUUCAGGCUUAGGGGAAUUCUCAACAUCUUACGUGGGGCAGAUGUUAUGGGUCUUGCAUGCUUGAUGGAGUCAAGGAGGGUCGUGAUUGGACAAAGCCACGCCAUAUCUAUAGUGGAUAUUGACGAUGAAGAAACAAUUGGUAGCAAGGGCGACUUCGAAAGCUCCAUAUGAGCUGGCUGACCGAUGUCAUCUUUUGGUUUCGGUACAUUGAUCACUAUGGCUAUAGGAUUAUGAUCGGACAUAGGGAUGGAUUCGUAGUUAUGGAGGUUAACCAUGAAGGCCAUUUUGUUGGCACGGACGGCAGAGAAAAUUCCACAUGUUAUGAUUAACAUGUGGAGAAAUUAAUCACUGUCCAUGUUGACCAAGUUCAGGCGGAUAUAGAAAAUCAGGCUACCUUAUGUUUGGUUGUUUCUCCAGGAAGCCUACCAGCUGGCAACCAAGAUUUGUUUUAAGAAGUUGAUGGUACAAAUAGUUUCUCGGUAAUGAUACUCAUUCUUGGUGUAGCGGAAUACUAAUGCGCUAUGCCAGUAUAUAUGUGAUUCUGUGGUUGAAGCACAGUGGUUCAUUUGUGUGUGAUUCUGUAUCCACAUGAUACAUCUUGAGUGUUCACAAUGUAGUUUAUUUGUA